GGAGGCUGCUGGCCUGGCCGGGCCCCUCCAGCGCAGCCGGGCGGUGGCUGUUUCUUUAAGCGAAAAUGCUAAUCUCGUCACGUGACCGCCGGGGUGACUUGACUUUCGCUUUCAAUUUCGGGCAGCGCUGCCGGAGGGAAGCCCCGGGCUCUGCUCGGAGCCCAGAGGUUUCUUCCCCGAAGGGCGAGGAAAAGCUGGGAAACUGCAGCGAUUUGGUAGCCGGGACUCAGCCCUGCAAUGGGAUCAACUGAAAGAGUCACUGACAGUGGAAAUCAUCGCACCAAACCCCGCGGAGUCUGAUCCCACCCUGGAGAUUGUAAAAUUUCUCAGAAGGACCAAUCAGGCAGGUUAAUUUUGCUUCAAAAUGAUUCCUCACGUCCCCUCAUGUGUCCUGCUCAUUGCCUGGCCGGAUUGUUACUAACACAAAGAUUAACUAACCCCGUGCAAUUUGAUUUACACGUUAUGUAAACACUGCAGUACAAGGACGUUCACAAUGAUUGACACCCCGAUGCCUUUCAGAGCCUUGUCCGAGCGGCGUAACUCGGGAUUUGUGCGGCAGGCUGGGUUCGAAAUUUGUUUCUUUUGCGGUAACAGUGAGAUGAAAGUUCUCUCAAUCUGCCACAGCUCCAGAGCCAGAACCCUUCUACCCCAUUUUAUCAUUUUCUUCAUUACGUUUUAUGUUCACAAGCUGGAAUCAGCCCGGUUCACAGUGAUUGGACCUGAUCACCCUGUCACUGCCAUCAUGGGUGAGGACAUUAUCUUACCCUGUCACCUGUCCCCCAAGAUGAGCGCUGAGAACAUGGAAGUGAGAUGGUUCCGAUCUGAGUUCACUUCGUUUGUGCACCUGUAUCAGCAUGGAAAGGAUGAGUAUGGGCAGCAGAUGCCAGAAUAUCAUGGAAGGACAGAGCUUUUGAAAGCUGGCAUUGUGGAUGGGAAUGUUGCCUUGGGAAUUGUCAAUAUCAGACUUUCUGAUGAAGGACAGUACCGCUGUUUUGUUCAAGAUGGUGUCUUUCAUGAAGAAGCUGUAUUGGAAUUGAAGGUAGCAGCUUCAGGCUCUGCACCUCGCAUCUCUGUUGAGGGUCACCAGGAUGGAGGGAUCCAAGUGGUGUGUCAGUCGGCCGGAUGGUACCCAGAGCCCGAGGCGCUGUGGAGAAAUCUCAAAGGGCAGCCUUUAUCUUCAUCAACUGAAACCAAAUCUGAAGAGCAACACGGUCUCUUUGAAAUAAAAAAUUCUAUCGUUAUAACAGAAAAUUCAAACAAGAAUUUGUCCUGUGCCAUAAGGAACACUCACCUGAACCGAGAAAAAGAAUCAAUAACAUUUUAUAUAUCAGAUUCUUUUUUCCCAAGAGCAUCUCCCUGGAUGGUGGGUUGGAGUGUGACUUUGGUGAUUUUGUUGGUGUUCGUCGGCCUUACUCUUUUUCUGUUCAAAUUAAAAGGGAAACAUCUCAACACUAUCAGUAAACUUCAAACAGAGCUAGAGUGGAGGAGAUCCCUGGGUGAUGCAGCAAAUGUGACUCUGGAUCCAGACACGGCUCAUCCAGAACUUGUCCUGUCUAAGGAUCGGAAAAGUGUGAGAUGGGCAGAGACAUGGCAGGAUGUGCCCCACCACAAGAAUCCUGAGAGAUUUGACAUUGAGCGCUGUGUGCUGGGCUGUGAGGGGUUCACCUCAGGGAGACAUUACUGGGAGGUGGAGGUGGGGGUGGGGCUACUCUGGGCUGUGGGGGUGGCCAGAGAGUCUGUGAGGAGGAAGGGAGGGCUCAACCUUAGACCUGAGGAGGGGAUCUGGGCUGUGGAUCAGAGGCAGGGCCAGUACCAGGCUCUCACCUCCCCUGUGACCCCCCUAGACCUGCGCCGGGCCCCCAGCAGGAUCCGGGUUUGUCUGGACUGUGAACAGGGGCAGGUGACAUUUAUCAAUGCUGGAGAUGAGGCCCCGAUCUUCACUUUCCCACCGGGCUCCGUCCCUGGGGAGAGAAUCCGCCCUUGGCUCUGGCUGGAUGGAAAGCCAGCUCAAACUGUGUCCCUGAGAGACGGGGGGUAUAUCCCACUGGGGACCCUGAAAUCAGCCUGUCUAGCCUCACACACCCAAGUAUCUAUGAUCUUGGCAUCAUCCUGUCCACCCAGUCCUAUGGCCUCUUAAUUCUAUGUCCCCUGGAAACUCCUCCCCCCUCCUUCCCCGCAGCACAGAGAUUUAUAGAACAUCACUGAAGGUGAGACUGUCACUCAUUAAUUUCAUAUGUUACUUCCUUGACUUUGUUGCUGUCAUAAAUAUAAAGGGAAGGGUAAACCCCUUUAAAUCCCUCCUGGCCAGAGGAAAUCUCCUCUCACCUGUAAAGGGUUAAGAAGCUAAAGGUAACCUCGCUGGCACCUGACCAAAAUGA
This is a messenger RNA of Chelonia mydas (Green sea turtle), 2378 nucleotides long. Its product is annotated as butyrophilin subfamily 1 member A1-like. The record is from RefSeq and is a predicted model, not a curated record. Gene Ontology annotation, molecular function: protein binding. Lineage: Eukaryota; Metazoa; Chordata; Testudines; Cheloniidae.